Molecule: messenger RNA, 3966 nt
Organism: Pangasianodon hypophthalmus (striped catfish)
Lineage: Eukaryota; Metazoa; Chordata; Actinopteri; Siluriformes; Pangasiidae
Product: NACHT, LRR and PYD domains-containing protein 12-like
Exons: 10
Coding region: 189-3467 (1092 amino acids)
Molecular function (GO): protein binding
Source: RefSeq, a predicted model, not a curated record
CUCCUGCACAAGGUCGCUUCUGGAUUUAGUUUUGAGGAAGUCAGCAGCAGUUUAUUAAUUUGGCGCUGUUCUGAGCUGUUUAUUCGGAUGCUGUUGUUUAAGCUCUAUGACAGCACUCACAUACAGGCCUCAGGAUUUUUUAUUUUGUUUUAAAAAUCUGUUUUUGGAUGUAAGCAGUCAAAGGCGGGAUGUUUCCUAACGACACAGCUCGAGCCCAGUCUUCUUCCUCUCCUUCUGCUGGAUUCUCUGUUGUUGUAAAUGCUGAAAACGGCAGUAUUGUUAAUGUUCCUGCGCUCAUUAACAGCACAUUCUCUGAUCAUGUUGCCCUCAACAUCAGAGGCAGCACUGCUUGCACUGAAACUGAAAAGGAAAACUUGGACUUGUCCACAGAAGUUCUACAGAAAUUUUUGGCGAGUCACAAAGCCAACAUAAAGAAGAAAAUUGAGUGCAUUUUUGAGGGCAAAAGGGAUGCAAAAACUAAAAUACUUCUGAAGAAGGUCUACACACAGCUGUACAUCACCGAAGGAGAAUUCAAAGAAGUUAACAAAGAACACGAGAUCCUGAAAAUCGACAAAGCUUUUAAUGUGAAGAAAACUCAAGACAAACCAAUCAACUGCAAUGAGAUUUUCAAUGUUCCGGGGAAAAGUGAAGAAAAUAAAGUUGUGCUCACCAAGGGAAUCGCAGGAAUUGGAAAAACGGUAUCUGUGCAGAAGUUUAUUCUUGAUUGGGCUGAAGGAGAAGCCAACCAAUAUAUAGACUGCAUCUUCUUCCUUCCAUUCCGAGAGAUUAAUUUGAUUAAAGAUAAAGAAUACAGUCUUCAUGAAUUACUGCAGGAAUUCUACCCUGAACUGGAAAAACUCAGUGAAACAAAUUUGUACAAAAAUCUCAAGCUUGCAUUUGUGUUAGAUGGGCUUGAUGAGAGCCGUCUUCCGCUGGAGUUCAAUGUCCAUAUGGUGAGAAGCGAACAGAAGAAAGCAUCUGUGAAUGCUCUCAUCACAAACUUGAUUGAAGGAAAUCUGCUUCCUUCUGCUCUGAUCUGGAUCACAUCUCGGCCAGCAGCAGCCAAUCAGAUCCCUUCGGAGCAUGUGAGCUUGUUUACAGAAGUGCGAGGAUUCACUGAUAAACAGAAGGAGGAGUAUUUUAAAAAGAGAGUAAAGGAUGUGAAUGACGCCUCUAAAAUCAUCUCACAGAUUAAGAAGUCUCGGAGCCUCUAUAUCAUGUGUCACAUCCCCAUCUUCUGCUGGAUCACCGCUAUGGUGCUUCAGGAGAUGCUGGUGCAAAAUGAUGGUGAAGAAAUUCCCACUACACUGACUGAAAUGUACAUCCAUUUCCUGCUUAUACAGAUGAACAUCAAAAACCAGAAGUAUGAUGACAAAGUGGAGCGAGAUUUGAAGAAACUGCUGGAAAUGAACAGAGAAACGAUCCUGAAACUGGCCAAGCUGGCAUUUAAUCAGCUGAAGAAGGGGAACAUCAUGUUCUAUGAAGAAGACCUGCUAGAGUGUGGUAUUGAGGUCAGAGUAGAUUCAGAGUACACUGGGAUGUGCGCUGAGAUCUUCAAGAAAGAAUCUGUGCUUCACGAGAAGAAGGUUUACUGUUUCAUACAUUUGAGCAUUCAAGAGUUUUUUGCUGCACUCCAUGUUUUCAACUCCUACCUGAACAAAAAUAUGAAUGAGUUACACUUUUUCUUCAAUGAUUGCCCUCCUAUAGAUACUCAGCUUUAUGUUUUACUGAACAAGGCUGUUGAUAAAGCCAAGGAGAGCGAGAAUGGACAUUUAGAUCUCUUUCUUCGAUUCUUGUUAGGCAUUUCGCUGGAGACCAAUCAGAAACUCCUGCAAGGCGUUCUUACACACACACAGUCAACCGAAAAGUGCAUUAACAGAGUGAUCCAGCACAUCAGGCAAAUGCAGAACAGCCCUCGCUAUUUGUCCCCUGAGACGUCCAUCAAUCACUUCUUCUGUCUGAUGGAACUGAAAAAUGGCUCCCUGUACAACCAAAUCAAGAAAUAUCUGUGUACAGACAAACUUCCAGAUAGAGAGUUAUCAUCGUCAAAUUGCUCAGCUCUGGCCUACUUGAUGUUAAUGUCUGGGGCCGUUUUGGAGGAACUUGACCCGAAAAAAUUCAACCCAUCUAAUUCAGCCUACAGGAGACUCAUCCCGGCUGUCAGGUGCUUCAGAAAAGCUUGGCUUGCUGGUUGUGAGCUCACUGAAACGUGCUGGGAGACCGUGGCUUCAGCUCUGGAGGCAGAAAACUCGGUUCUGACAGCGCUGGACCUGAGCGAUAAUUACAGAGUGGAGAAGGGAGCAAAGUUUCUUUCUGAUGGACUGAGGAGUUCACACUGUAAACUGGAGAUACUGAGGUUAGCGAGAUGCCAUUUCUCCCAGAGCAGCUGUGCCGAACUUGCUUCAGCCCUCACAUCAGUUUCGUCUUCUCUGAGUGAACUGGACCUGAGCGACAACGACCUGCAGGACUCAGGACUGGAGCUGCUCUUUGCUGGAGGGGAAAAUUUAUACUGUAAACUGCAGAUUCUGAGGCUGAGCUGGUGUAACCUCACAGAGAAGAGCUGCUCAUUCCUCUCCUCCAUUCUCAACACUGUAAGAGAGUUGGACCUGAGUAACAAUGACCUGCAGGAUUCAGGAGUGAAGAUCAUUUCUGAUGGACUCAGCAAUGAACAGUGCAAACUGCAGAUACUGAGGUUGUCCGGUUGUUUAGUGACACAAGAAGGAUUUUCUUUACUGGCAUCUGCUCUGACUUCAAACUCCUUAUCUGUCCUGAGAGAUCUGGAUCUGAGCUACAAUAAUCCAGGAGAUGAUGGAGAAAAGCUGCUCUCUGAUCUACUGAAUAAUCCAAACUGCAAACUGGAGACACUCAAAAUGGAACCAAAAAGUGAACAAUUUAUCAAAGCAGGGAUCAAAAAGUAUGCCUGUGAUCUCACUUUCAACCCAAACACGGCCCACACACAACUGUGUCUGUCCGAGUCAAACAAGAAGGUCUCAUACACGAUCCAAGAUCAGCAGUACCCAGAUCACCCGGAGAGAUUUCAGGUGUAUCACCAGGUUCUGUGUAACGAGAGUCUGAGCCAUCGCAGUUACUGGGAAGUCUUGUUGGAAGGCUCAUCACCAGAAAUUGGUAUCACGUAUCCUGACAUUCGGAGGAAAGAGGAAGAUCUGGCACCGUUGGACGCUCAAAUGAAGCUUGGGUUAAACCCGAUCUCUUGGGUGCUCGUGUGUGUUAACAACAAACGCUUCUAUGCCAGGCACAAUUCAGAGGACACGGACAUAGACAUGCCAAAGCCGAACAGGAUAGGUGUGUAUCUGGACUGGCCUGCUGGAACACUGUCCUUUUACAGCGUCUCACCAGAUACACACACACUUAAACACAUACACACAUUCUGCACACUGUUUGAGAAGCCGGUGCUUCCGGGGUUCAGCGUGGAAAGUGGCUGUCUGACUUUGUGCCAGCUGGAUUAAAUGGCCAAAUAAACGACUGAAGCAUAGUGACAAUGAUAAAACAUAUUUUUAAUGUAUAUCUGAUUUUUUACAAAAGCCUGGAACCAGUGCUCUCUAUUAUUUUAAAUCAGUGUGCCUGUAAAUUUAUAUAUUUGUAAAAGAGUUGUAAUAUGAUGAUAGCAGUGCAGCUUUGUACGUUUCAUAUCAUUUGAAAAAACUUUGACCUAUCAAUCUGGUGACCACAAAAACAUUCAAUAAAAACACUUCAUAAAAAAAGAAUAAUAAAAAGGCUCAAUGAAACAAAACGUAUAAAGAUUGGAAAAAGACCAGGCAAUGUUUUUCCAAUCAUCAACAGCCCAGUUUGGGUGAUCCCAUGAUCCAUUUUUCAUCAUUGUUAUUGAAGAUCUUGUCGAAUAGUGAACCAAGAAUGACAAACGUACAAAAAUGUGGUGCUGUAGAAGAUGAGCAUGUCAUUUUGUCAAGUCAAAUGUUAUCCACUAAACACAUGCAUUUAUUUAUU